Messenger RNA from Neoarius graeffei (lesser salmon catfish), 2868 nucleotides. RefSeq names its product ADP-ribosylation factor interacting protein 2a (gene arfip2a). Gene Ontology annotation, molecular function: phospholipid binding; protein domain specific binding. Lineage: Eukaryota; Metazoa; Chordata; Actinopteri; Siluriformes; Ariidae. Gene Ontology annotation, cellular component: trans-Golgi network membrane. The coding region runs from base 163 to 1395 and encodes 410 amino acids. Gene Ontology annotation, biological process: intracellular protein transport; regulation of Arp2/3 complex-mediated actin nucleation. The record is from RefSeq and is a predicted model, not a curated record. The transcript has 11 exons.
UUCCGUUUGGAGAAAGCAAGGAGGAUUUCGCAAAAGGCAAGCAAGGGGAUAAAAUACUGUACAUGCAGAGGAAAAUUAUAUUUGAUGGACGCUGAUUAAAAACUACAGCAUACCUGUGUAUAUGGAAAUAGCAACAAAGUGGAUGCGGUUUGAAUCAAAUCGAUGAUAAAUCUGGAGCCGGGAUCCAGGUCCACCAUGACGGACAGCAUCAUGAGCAAAGCUGCAACGAUGGAAAUCCCCAUCAAUAGCAACGGAGACACGAGGACGUCUGAAGAUGACAGUCUUGAACAGAUUCACUGGAGCUUAGAGAGCAAGGACCUGCAGCAGGUGAUGGUGUCUGGGCCCAACCUGAACGAGACGAGUAUCGUGUCGGGGGGAUACGGAGGAUCAGCCGAGGGCAUCAUCCCUACCGGCUCCAUCAAAGGCCCAGCUAUACUUUUCAACGAGGAGUAUUUUGAAAGAAGAUGUGGGAACACCCCCAAGCCAGACCUUCGCUCCAAACCUAGAGACUUUCCACUCAGUCAUUCAGCUGCUGCUCGGAUAUCAUGUCAGCCAGAUCAUUACCCAGCUCCCAGCAUGCACCACAGUCACAGUAAUCCAAGCAUGACGUCAGAGGAGGCCACGCGUGGGAUUGCAGUGGAGAAAUUUGACAGUGUGAAGAAAUGGAGCAUCAAUACUUAUAAGUGCACGAAGCAGAUGUUCUCGGAGCGGUUUGGCCGUGGCUCGCGGACCGUUGACCUGGAGCUCGAGGCUCAGAUCGACGUGCUGCGUGAAACCAAGCAGAAAUACGAGCACAUCCUGAGACUGGCGCAAGCGCUCACUACUCACUUCUACAAUGUAGUGCAGACGCAGCAGGCACUGGGAGACACGUUCGCUGAUCUGAGCCAGAAAUCUCCAGAACUGCAGGAUGAGUUCGGCUACAACGCAGAGACACAAAAGCUGCUGUGUAAGAACGGCGAGACGCUACUGGGCGCAAUUAACUUCUUUGUGUCGAGCAUCAACACACUGGUCAACAAAACCAUGGAGGACACACUAAUGACCAUCAAGAUGUAUGAGAACGCAAGGUUGGAGUAUGAUGCCUAUAGGACAGACCUGGAGGAGCUGAGCGCUGGCCCACGUGACGCCGUCACUAUGGUGCGUAUCGAACUCGCCCAGCAGGAGUACCAGAUCCACAGAGACAAGUACGAGCGCCUACGGAGUGACGUCACCAUCAAGCUCAAAUUCCUGGAGGAGAACAAGGUAAAGGUGAUGCACAAACAGCUCCUCCUCUUUCACAAUGCCAUCUCGGCUUACUUCGCCGGCAACCAGCAGCAGCUUGAACAGACUCUCAGGCAAUUCAACGUGAAGUUGAAGCGGCCCGGCUCGGACAGACCAUCAUGGCUGGAGGAACAGUAAUAAACCAUGAGACACUGUUCAUCUCUUGCCUCUAGAGACUCCGACAGGCUGGAGGAUGGAGUGAUGUGUGGAUGUGCUGGCAGAUGAUGUGUUUCUGAACGAAUGACGGGAUUUAAUGUUAUCAUGCUGAGAAAGACGUAGGUUAUUUAAAGCCAGAUUUUAUUAUGAUGAAUGAGAAAGGAAAGAUGCCUCCUAUGCCUUUUGUCUUUGUAUUGAAUUUAUUUUGUCAUGCGACGUAAAGUGGAAUAUAAUUGCAUUUUGUUUCUAGGCCUUCGAGGGCAGUUAUUUUCAUUACUUUUAUUGUAGAAUGGGCCGUACUCUGAGUUGUAUCCUCAGAAAUGAGAAUUUAUACUGAAAUACUGAUAUUGUGCACAUUUAUAUUCAGACAACACAUAUAACCGCAGACUUGAGCGAUAUUCAGAUGUUUUGCACAAUAUUGAGUCAAAACGCACUUUUAAGCCUUUUUUUUGUUUGGUUUUUUUGCAUGAUAUCAGCUCAAGCGAGAAGCACUAUUAACUCCGGCUCCACCGUCUGACAGUUUGCUCUAUCUAUAAUAUGUCAUGCUGUAAUUUAUGUUUUUGGCUUUAAUUAUAUUUAAAAAAAACUCAGUAGAAGGUCAUUUUAGGUUGAUUUUUAAAUACAUAAAUAUAACACAAUUAAUAAAUUCAUUAAGAAUAUAAUCCAUGUAAAGCCAGUUAACUGUUGGCACAGGAUAUUAAAAAAAAAAGAAAUGUAAAAUAAUAGGAUGUGCUGGAUCAAGUGCUAUUUUACAGACUUCUGAAUAAUGAUGGUGGAAGCCAUAUUGUUAAAUUCAACCAAACUUGCAGUGAUUCAGAUAAUAAUUACAACUAGGUUUAUUCAACAUCUGUAUACUGGCCUUAGAUUUUUAAUAUACAUAACAUCUUCUCACACAUGUAUUAUCAUAUUAGUCUUUUAUUUUUUACUUUUUUUAAUUUUUCAGCGUUAAUUUGUUUCUUGUGUUUACGUUGCAUCAUAUUUAAUUUGGCAAAAAAACACCUCCCAUUACGUCCUUUUUCAGUCGGUAUUUUCUAUCCCUGAUUUUUUUUUUUUUCAGGCUUAAAAGUAGUGUUUGCAUUUAAAACCAGUUUUCUAGACUCUUCUACUCAAGGAAAGUCUGGAAACCUUGGAAAUGUGGAUGAACUACUCCCAGGUGAUCUGUCAAAUCUCAACGGAAAGCCCAGAAAAUCAAUAAAGUCUGAAUACAUGCAAAUUCAAAUUCCCCUCCAUAAAUAUUGAUGUAAAUUUCGAACUUGCGUCAUCAACUCUGAAUACGGCCCAGUGACUGGAAAUCAUGUGUAUGUGCACAGGAGUAUUCUCUGGUAUGGUGCACUGGAACUGAGGCAUGCCAUGGAUAACUGUUUACAUGUUCAAAAAAGAUGAAUUAAUGUAUAUUCUUGUGUAAAUUACAGUGUAAAGUCCUACAUAUCAAAUUAAACACAGUUUGAAAGGACA